Molecule: messenger RNA, 1545 nt
Organism: Helicoverpa armigera (cotton bollworm)
Lineage: Eukaryota; Metazoa; Arthropoda; Insecta; Lepidoptera; Noctuidae
Product: facilitated trehalose transporter Tret1
Exons: 3
Coding region: 80-1519 (479 amino acids)
Biological process (GO): transmembrane transport
Cellular component (GO): membrane
Molecular function (GO): transmembrane transporter activity
Source: RefSeq, a predicted model, not a curated record
CAUGGAAUCGAAGAUCAAUAUUUCAUAGAAGAUGAACUAAUAUGCGAGGAUUGGUCUUGGUUUGGACAAAGCAUUCAGGAUGACGAAAAUAUUACAAGUUUUAGCGCCAAAAGUUGCAGAAUCUGCGCAUAUUUACAGACAGAUUCUGGCGACAUUUGCAGCAUCACUCCUGGCUCUCGCUGGUGGUAUAACCUUCGGCUUCACAGCAGUGCUUCUGCCUCAGCUGCAGAAUGACACCAGCUUUCCUUACGAUCCGAUGUACGACUCAUGGAUUGCCUCAAUCUCCCCACUGGCUAUGAUGAUGGGCUCCUUAUUCUCCGGCUCUAUGAGCGACGGCUUCGGGAGACGCAUGGGUCAGCUGGUCCUUAUCGUCCCUUUCAUCCUCGGCUGGAUCAUCAUAGGAGUCUCCAACAACAACGCCGUCAUGCUCCUGGGGAGGUUCAUCACAGGAGCCUGCACGGGAGCUGUUAGAGCAAACAGCAUGGUCUAUAUUGGAGAAACGACUGAUCCAAAGUACAGAGCUAUAGCCCUCUUUUGUCCAUCAGCAGCCAUCAAUAUUGGAGCCCUAAUCAGCCACACAGUCGGCACAUUCUGCCAUUGGAAGACUAGCUGCUUCAUCUUCGUUAUACCUAACAUCAUAUCUUUUAUAGUACUCUUGUCUUUAAAAGAAAGUCCUCUAUGGCUGCUUUCAAAAGGCAGAACUGAUGAAGGAAUAGAAUCUUACAAGCAAUUCCGUGGCAGCGGAGAGAACGCUGACAAGGAAUUGGCGACAGUUUUGGAAAAGACUAAAGAGAAAACUGAAGAAAAGUCCACGUUUAGAGACAUUUCGGAUAUUAUAUUUAGUAGACCGUUCAUGAGGUCUUUAGCUACAAUAGUUUUAUUAUUUAUUGCUGUACAAUGGUGUGGGAUAAACACACUUUCUUUCUACGCCCAAGUGAUCUUCGAGAAGACAUUUUCGGGGGAAGUAGAUGCAUUUAUGCUAAUGCUAGUAACAGAUGGUAUAAGAAUUUUAGCUGGCGUUGUUAUGUGUUCCUUAGCUAAGAUGUUACCACGUAAAGUGACGUUUAUAGCUUGUUGUAUUACAACCUCUCUUAUAUUGCUAGGUUUGGUUACUUACUUAUAUUUGCGUCCCGAUGGGAUGGUGUGGAUGGCAGUUACCUGUAUGGUUAUGUACAUAGGUAUUGCAAGUGCUUUAACUUGUAUAUCCUGGUCAUUUGUUGCGGAAAUAUUCCCGGCGAAAGUUCGCGGUUUUGGAUCAGGAUUGAGCUCAGCUAUAUCAUUUGUUUUAUUGUUCAUUUCUGUGAAAGUGACUCCAGAAAUCAUGAAUAGGUUUGGAGAGCACGUCAUGUAUGCUGGAUUUGCCGGUGUCACAUUAUGUACUGGUUUAUUAUUAAGUUUUAUUUUACCAGAAACGAAUGGUAGGAGUUUACAGGACAUAGAAGAUUCCUUGUACCAGAAGAAGGGUGUUGAAAAAAAAAACGAUAUAAGUAUGGCAGCAUUGCCUAAUUCCACGGCGUAACAUCACGCCAUAAUUAGAUUAAUUAC